AUGAAUAACGAUAGUGAUACUGCGGAACAGAUGGACGAAGUAAACAAUAACGAAAUGAACGAUGAAGACGAUUCGAUUGACGAAAUUUCCGAUGAAGAUUUACGAAGAAUGAAAGAUAAUGUUGAAACAAAUCCAGAAGAUUAUGAACUCAGGCUGAAAUUUAUAAGUAUAUUGAGAGCAGCUGGUGAACUUGAUGAUUUACGUGAACAACGAAAGAGUAUUAGCGAAAAAUUCACAAUGGCACCUGCUUUUUGGUUGGAAUGGAUUAGUGAUGAAUUUACAUGUGAAUCCAAUGAUGAUUUUAUGAUAAAAUUGUUUGAACGAGCUGUUAAAGAUUUUCAUUGCCCUAAUUUAUAUGUUGAAUUUGUGAAAUUUGCAUGCGGCGUUUCGAUUAAUUAUGCUAGAGAGAAGAUGGAAGAAAUGGUGAACAUAAUUGGUCUUCGUUACGAUUGUGGAUCAUUGAUUUGGAACAUUUAUCUAGAUUUUGAAAAAACGAUUCUUCAAUCGCUUUCUGAAGGUUCGAUAUCAGAAUCAGUGAAAAAUAACUACGAUUUGGCAUUGAAACGAAUGCAAGAAAUUACAGAUUUCGAACACAAGUAUGCCAAUACAGAAACUGUUGACGAGAAAAUAAAAUUAUUGCUGGACCACAUUGCAAAUUUAACACAAAUUAAACGAAGUGAUCCAGCUGAAAUACAAAUGUUAUAUGAACGCGCUUUAACUGAAAGUGCUUCGGAAUCUAACUUUAAUCUUUGGCUACAAUACGGGUGGUGGUUAGAUUACAAAUUAAAAAUACGUUCAGUAGCGCUAAACGUCUAUGAAAGAGCGAUUCGUCAUAGUCCAUGCGCAGCUCUUUGGCAGCAAUAUUUGACUGCAUUAGAAAGAGCCAAUACCAAAACGAACAUUAUCGAUUCAAAAUGGCCUAUUGCUUGUGAAACCAUAUCCACUGCCGAGGAAGGUACUUCGCUUUACAGGACAUAUAUAUAUUUGCUACGUAGGCGUGCCGUUUUACAAGGUGGGAAUUAUUCAAACGUACUGAAAAUUUUUGCGGAGGGUGCAAGUUUUUUACGUAGCAAAUUCGGUCAACAAUGGGAUUUACCAAAUGCAAAUUAUCGCAAGAAUCAUGCGUAUUUUUUGUAUGCGACUGUAAAAGACCCCGAAAAAGCUCGUAUUAUUUGGAAUGAUAUUUUAUCAUCUGGAUUUGGUUAUCUUGCUGCUGUAUGGUUAGAAGCUAUAAGAUUGGAACGUGUAUUUGGUGAUGUAGCUUUUGCUCGAAAGCUAUUUUAUAAAGCUAUCAAUUCCGUCAAUGAUCAUCCGUAUCAAGUAUUUGAAGCUAUGCUUCAAUUUGAACGCGAGGAAGGAUCUUUGGAAGAACUGGAUUUAGCUGUGGACAAAGUUGAUGCUCAGAUCGCAAGAAUUUCUUCUAGGCCAUUCAAGAAAGGUCGUGAUGAAUCUUCAGAUAAUUUGAGACAGAAAAGAAAAUCGCACGCAGCUAAUGACCUUAUACAGCAUAAACGCAUGCGAACUGAUCUGCAAAAUGAUAGUCAGAUGGCGAUGCAAGCUGCAACAAAAAAAGAAGAGAAAAUAUCAUCAAAUAUGGAAGACAAAAAGAAGAUUCUUGAUAAAGAUGGAUUUGCUGUUCCCACAUUGCCGUUGUUUAUUAAUGGUAAAGAUAAACAAGAGCUUCAUUCUUCAGAACAGUCUGGCAGUGAUAUUGCACAGUCUUCAUCCGAAGAAAAAUCGACAUAUACAGUUUUCAUCUCAAAUUUGGAUUUUAAAAUUGAAAAAGAAAAAAUCCAAGAAAUAUUCCCUACCGCAUGCGAAGUUCGAUUUGCUUAUAGAGGAGCUAGCAAGAUUCACAAGGGAUUCGGUUAUGUUGAAUUCAAAUCGGAAGAAGAAGCAGUUGAUGCGCUUACGAAAGAUCGCUCACUCAUUAACGGACGACCAAUGUAUGUUUCGGAGUAUAAACCAAACGAAAAAGGUCGACAAUCUCAAUUUCGUUAUCCGACUGGACUGGAAAAAAAUAAAGUUUUUGUCAGCAAUGUUCAUUAUGAAGCUACGCAAGAACAAAUCAAGCAAUGUUUUUCAAAAUUCGGUCCAAUCCUUGAUGUUCGUAUUGUCGUACAUAAAUCUGGAAAACCAAAAGGCUGUGCAUAUGUGGAAUUUGAAAGCGAAGAACAUGCAAACGAGGCUGUAAAGGAUAAUGGGCUAAUCCUUUUGGAACGAAAAUUAUCAGUGGCUUUGAGUAACCCUCCUAGAAAGGAAAAUCCGGGGCAGAAAUCAACUGCUCACCAACGAAGCAGAAUUGAUCUAAUUCCGCGUGCCGUUUCAAGGUCGAGUUCAAAUAUAGAUCUUUCUUCAUCAAAAGGCAUGUCGAAUAGCCAAUUCCGUUCAUUUCUGGAUAAUUAA
Molecule: messenger RNA, 2406 nt
Organism: Dracunculus medinensis (Guinea worm)
Lineage: Eukaryota; Metazoa; Nematoda; Chromadorea; Rhabditida; Dracunculidae
Source: the annotation of a GenBank genome assembly